This is a messenger RNA of Pseudogymnoascus destructans, 1177 nucleotides long. RefSeq lists its product as uncharacterized. The transcript has a single exon. Bases 1 to 432 code for a protein of 143 amino acids. The record is from RefSeq and is a predicted model, not a curated record. Lineage: Eukaryota; Fungi; Ascomycota; Leotiomycetes; Thelebolales; Thelebolaceae.
AUGUCCAGCGCACAAAGACUCCACAGUCUCUCCGCAAAACCAGGACUGCGAGUACAACGGGUGUUACUGAUGCGCCCGCUGUGCAUACCAACGAUGACGGAGCAGACCGGUCAAGAGCGAUCGCCGUCGCCUGCUCCAAGUGAGAACGUUGUUUCUCAGCGGAGCUCCAGCAGCGAUUCUGGAAGUGAGGAUGCAGCAGAUCAGGGGGCCCCUGAUCCCGGCCCAGUCCUCAGACGCAGCGGCCGCAAACGGCAUCCUGCGCAACGAUUCGAGGGGGCGUACGCCGCCGCCAUCGAAGAGAUCCCAAUGCCACGCAGCUUCAAAGAAGCGAUGAAGAGCUGCGAGUACGCCGCCGAGUGGGCCCAAGCGGUCCGUGAAGAGCUCACAAUGCUCCAGUCACUCGGUGCAUGGGAGAUAGUAAAGCUCCCAUAAGGGAGAAAGACCGUUGGAUGCCGGUGGGUAUUCAGAGUGAAAUACACACCCACCGGGCUGAUUGACCGCUUCAAAGCACGGCUCGUGGCUUAAGGUUUCAGCCAGGUGCCGGGAGAGGAUUUUCUAGAAACCUUCUCGCCGACGAUUAGAGCUGAAUCGCUCCGCUUCCUCCUCGCCCUCGGAGCACGUGAAGAUCUCGAGAUGCGGCAGGCAGACGUUGUCACUACUACCCUAAUUCAGAGCUCCAUGCAGAGGUCUAUCUUCGUCCCCCUGACAGGCUCGAUUGCCCAGAAGGUUUCGUCUUGCAUGCCCACCAAUCAAUCCCUGGAUUGAAACAGUCAGGCCGCGAGUGGUAUAUCGAAGCGUGCAAGGGUUUCAAAGAGCUCGGGCUCCAGCCACUCUUUGCUGACCCUAGCAUCUUCACAACACCAGACCGGAAGCUGAUCAUCGGCCUUUACGUCGAUGAUAUGGUCAUCUUGAGCAAGAAUUUUGAGGUCAUUGACACAGUCAUUGCAGCCCUUCGGAGGUGCUGGCAGGUCAAGGAUCUUGGCGAAGUGAGGAAUAUCCUUAGUCUACGGGUCACCAGAGACAGGAAGCGCCGCCUCAUAUACAUCGACCAGGCUGGGUAUAUCAACCAGAUGGUCAGGCGAUUUGGCCUCGCUGAUGCGAAGCCGCGGACGACGCCAUCAACGGAUCGCAUUGCCCUUGUGAAGGGUGACGGUGUGCACUCGUUUUGACAUUGCUU